Messenger RNA from Adineta ricciae, 759 nucleotides. Lineage: Eukaryota; Metazoa; Rotifera; Eurotatoria; Adinetida; Adinetidae. The record is from the annotation of a GenBank genome assembly.
AUGUCUUGUACAACGCACGAUGAUGACUACUGGGAUUAUGACACUCCAUCCGAAUGGCAAAAGCAUUUUCCUUCAGCAGCUGGACUGUGCCAGUCACCAAUCGACAUCAAUACGCAUCGAACGAUUGCAUGUCAUUAUCCUCCAUUCGUUUUUUCUGAAAAAUAUCAUUCGAAUGAAUUAUUCAAAUUGAUUAAUAGUGGCUUUCAAGUCACUGCAACGCUAGCUGAACAUACAAACGGUCAAAGCGAAAAGGAUCUAUGGUUUAUCGGAAGCGGACUACCCGGUCGAUUCUAUUUCGUCAAUUUUCAUUUACAUUGGGGUCGCAAUGACCGACAUGGAUCCGAACAUGAAAUUGACGGUCAUCGAUAUCCAGCCGAAGCACACGUUGUCUUCAAAAACCGCGAAAGUGAUCAAAUAGCUGUUUUUGCAUAUUUGUUUUUCGUUACGAAUCAAAUGCAAAAAGGGAACAAAGAGUGGGAAAAGUAUUGUGAUGCUGCCAGUCAACUGACCACCAUUAACGACACCGUUCAGUGUAUGUUCAAUCUUAGUCAAUUGAUGCAAGCAAAUGAAAGACAGUUCUAUCGCUACACUGGCAGUUUAACAACGCCACCAUGUACUGAAGGUGUUGUUUGGACGAUAUUUACUGGUAAAAUCGCAAUAAAAGAAGAAAGUUUGAACAAACUUCGUCAAAACGUCAUGCGCAAAGUCUAUCGGCCCGUUCAACCAUUGAAUGGUCGAACAAUAUUUCGAAAUUAUUAA